This is a messenger RNA of Adineta ricciae, 357 nucleotides long. Lineage: Eukaryota; Metazoa; Rotifera; Eurotatoria; Adinetida; Adinetidae. The record is from the annotation of a GenBank genome assembly.
AUGGCAAGCUCAGGUCCAAAUGCAACCAAAACUAUGGUUACUGCGGAAAAAGAAAAGGAGGUCCUUUCAUCGACCGUUCCGACUAACACUGCAUUAAAUACGCUUGAAAAAUUUGAACGCCCGCUGUGUCAUGGUAACGCUUGUUCCUGCUGCGGCAAAUGUUGCGAUUGGUAUUACGAUGGUGAUAUUGAUCGUGACUAUGAGCGUCACUGCCGAGAUGAAUGUCAUGAUAUAUAUAACGAGGACCGGUGGCAUCGUCGUCCCGAUGGGCCUAGUGUAACGUGUAGUUACUUUUAUCACUAUCAUGUUGGUGAGACUGCUGCAUCUCGUGGUUUUGAUAUUUGUCGUUGUAAAUGA